AUGGAUUCCAGGAGCCGAGUGAACAAAACUCAAGAGCUGAUGUUCCACCCGGACGCCAAUUCCUCCCAGUGCUGUACGGCUGGUUCGGUGGUGCUCGCUGACAGCUCCCUCCUCGGCCUGGAAGACAGCACAAAACUAAUUGGAGUGCAGGUUGUUCUUAUCCUGGCGUACAGCACCAUCAUCCUGCUGGGGGUCACCGGAAACUCCCUUGUAAUUUAUGUUGUGUAUAAAUUCAAAGCCCUGCGCACCGUGACAAACUUCUUCAUCGCGAAUCUCGCCGUGGCAGACUUACUCGUCAACACCUUGUGUCUCCCAUUUACACUGAUUUACACUCUGCUGGGGGAAUGGAAAUUUGGACAGAUUUUAUGCUUUAUGCUACCCUACGCUCAAGGCCUGGCUGUGCACGUUUCCACGGUAACUUUGAAUGUCAUUGCACUAGACAGACAUAGAUGCAUUGUUUAUCAUCUGGAGACCAAAAUGUCCAAGGAUAUGUGCUUCGUGGUCAUCGGUGUAACGUGGAUGAUCAGCGCCAUAUUAGCCAGCCCGCUCGCCAUCUUUCGAGAGUACGGAACGUUCGAUUUUUCUCCGGAACAGUCCAUCCAGGUGUGUACGGAGAAGUGGCCUGGCAGCAACAGGGACGGGACGGUCUACAGCAUAUCCACCAUUGUGCUGCAGUACGUGUUGCCGCUGUCAAUCAUCUCCUUUGCCUAUGUCAGGAUUUGGAAUAAGCUGAAGAACCACGUCAGUCCCGGGACGAGGAGCGAUCGACACAACAGGCGAAGGAAGACGACCAAGAUGCUGGUCACCGUGGUGGCUGUGUUUGCCGUGAGCUGGCUCCCUUUCCACGCCUUCCAGCUGGCCACCGACAUCGAUAACAGCGUGUUGGACAUGAAGGACUUUAAGCUGCUCUACACAGUGUUUCACAUCAUGGCCAUGUGCUCAACGUUUGCCAACCCAAUCUUGUACGGCUGGAUGAACAACAACUACAGGAUGGCCUUUGUCACCGUCUUCAAGUGUGACCGGAGACUCGACUGCGUCCACCCGGAGGGACGGGUUGCGGUCCGAGCCAAAAAGACCCUGGAUUCGGGAGACAUUAUAAAUGCAGAGCUACAUGCCACAAAUGUUUAA
This is a messenger RNA of Scleropages formosus (Asian bonytongue), 1128 nucleotides long. It is a transcript of the gene npy2rl, whose product is annotated as neuropeptide Y receptor Y2, like. The coding region runs from base 1 to 1128 and encodes 375 amino acids. Lineage: Eukaryota; Metazoa; Chordata; Actinopteri; Osteoglossiformes; Osteoglossidae. The record is from RefSeq and is a predicted model, not a curated record. Gene Ontology annotation, biological process: G protein-coupled receptor signaling pathway. Gene Ontology annotation, cellular component: membrane. The transcript has a single exon. Gene Ontology annotation, molecular function: neuropeptide Y receptor activity.